This is a messenger RNA of Neoarius graeffei (lesser salmon catfish), 4277 nucleotides long. RefSeq names its product endoglin, like (gene engl). The coding region runs from base 24 to 2630 and encodes 868 amino acids. The record is from RefSeq and is a predicted model, not a curated record. The transcript is spliced from 17 exons. Lineage: Eukaryota; Metazoa; Chordata; Actinopteri; Siluriformes; Ariidae.
CCAAACUCUUCUGGAUCAAGAAGAUGAUGUUGCAGUCAGAGUGGACUCUGUUCUGUCUCCUGCUGGUCAGGGCAGGAAGUGCAGGUGAAGUGACGUUGCAGUGCGGAGUUUCUCCUGCGGGGGCGCUGCAUCCUAUUCACGCUCAGCUCGAACGCUUCGAGGCGGGGCCAGGCUGCGCUGCCAGAGAGGGUGGAGCUAAAGAGACCCAUGUAGUCACUGUGAAGAGGCCUAAUCACAGCACUGACAAACUGGUGACAGUGGUUCUGAGGCCACUGUCUUACUCACAUCCUGUCCAUCGCCCAGUCAUUCUUGUACUGAGUUCCCAGCAUGCCAUGCACUGGGUUCUGGAGAGCGAGGGGCUGCCAGAGAAUCUCCAUAUCCUGGUGCAGGUCUUGGUGAACUCCACUCUGGAGAACAGGAGUGUGUCGGCUCGUGUCCAUGCCAUCCCCUCUUUGCCGUGGCGACCUCGUGCUCUACUGCGCUGGACCCUUCAGCGUCAUGCAACAGUCUCCUCGCUUACACAUUCGGCCAGUGCCAACCGUGUCUACCUCCGCCUCGGAGAGGAUCCCAGCAUGCCAAGUGUUUGUCGCCUGCAGUCUCUUUUCCUCUCUCAUAACUACAUGGCGUCCAAGCUGCAGGAACAGGAAGUGAAUGGCUGCGCUUCCUCAGAGAGGCUCUUCAACCCAGAAGUGCACAUCAUCAAGCUGUGGUCUGCUGGCUCCGGACUCUGUGGGUCGUUACAGGUGGAGGUGUCUGUUUCUCUGCUGCCCCCAGUGGCUGAUGCUGGGUGGUGCAAUGUAGUGUUAGUGUUGAGCAGUGCCGCUCCGGUAAACUGGGCUCUUGUGACUCCGGGUCUCCGUGGCCACAUCACAGUUCACUCGUCUCACAGUGUGACGCCUCUCUAUCCUCCCAAACCCGACCUCACCAUGAGCAGCACUAUUGUCCCUGACCUCCUCACAACCCCUGACCUGCUUGCCUGGGCCAAUCAGAAUGGCUAUCCCUCUGUGAUGUCAUACACAGAAGCUCAUCUAGCCAAUCGCCUUGUGAUCAAGCUGAAAGGGGGUGGUGCAGUGCAGGCUGUCAGGGAGGCGAAGAUGGAAGAGACGUGGCUGAGACACUGGCUGUCUCACGAGGUCAGCGAUGGUGUGGACAGCAGGAAGGUUGUCAGCGUGCAGUGCGUGGAUGGACGCCUCACUGUCGCCGUGGAUAAAAGCUCCUUAGAGGCUCUGUCUCUGUCAGUUUCGGCGGUGACCCUGAGGGACCCCUCGUGCCAGGCACGGUCCAACAGGAGCCAUUUCCUGUUGGCUUUUCCAGUCAUUUCCUGUGGGACUGAAGGCGAGAUGGAGCAACAUGGCAGAGAAGUGCAGUACAAGAACACGAUAUUACUGUGGAGGGCCAAGCCUUUACUGAACAUGCAGGACAACACAGAAGACAAAUCAGCCAACGAGUCAACUCCACUGGUUAUACAUUUGAGAUGUGCGGCUCCUCUGCCCGCUCUCGGCAGCGUGUCUACUCCAAGCUCGCCCUCCAGGCCACAGGGGAUGCCGCGGAGUAGGAGUGGCCCCGUCUCCGGCCCUGCCUCUGGCCCACCCUGGCUCCCGGUCCCACAUGGUGGUCCUCUGGUUGCCAUGCGCCUGUUUGCCACAGACAGGUUUGAGCAGAGAGCAGUGGGGCCCUGUGUGGUGACGGUUCAUGGACGAGUGUACGCCGAGAUCUCAGGCAGUGUGGGGGUCAGUGAGAAGUUGGAGGUGCAUUCCUGUAUGUUCUCUCCUCUAUCAGACCCGCGCGCUCAGACCAGGUGGUCCAUUAUCCAAGACUUCUGUCCCGUGGACCCAUCCUUCACCACACACACGGAGACACAGACAGAACGCAGAGCAGAUAAUAAUGGAGACAGAGACACAGAGAGCGAUGAGGGAGAAAGAAAGGACAGUGAUGAGGAAAGAACGGAGGAAGAUGAGACUGAGAAGGAGCAGGACACGAGAGAGGAUGAGAUGCGUCUUGUUGCAGAAAUGAGGGACGAUGAAGAACAGUCAGACAAUCAGAGAGACAAAGAUUUACAGGGAAAAAGAGACAAAGUGUCCAGAGGAGUGGGCGUGGAACAGCGGACAGACAGGACAGAGAGGAUGGAGAGGACAGAGAGGAAGUUCCAGCUCAGGUUCAGCUUCAUUCUGCGGCCGGUGUUUAAUAACUCCAUCCAGUUCCUGCACUGCAGCCUGCAGCUGUGUGGAGACGCCACUGAGACCCACAGAGACUGCACACACACACCUGCUCCCACACACACCCCAGCAGCUCAACAGUGUGAGUACAGGAACUUGUCCAGGCCAGUGUUAGUUACAUAUCUCCCUGAUGCACUGGCUGGUCUGGUGCCUCCUCCUGCUGGUAAAUUGGCUCAGAAGCCUCGUAUGAAAGAGACAAUGAUGCCCAGGCACAGCUCAUCCAACAGUGUUGUGAGCUCCAUGCUGAUCAGUGUGAUCGCUGCGUUCCUGAUGGGUGCCAUCCUGAUGGGUGCGCUGUGGUGUAUCUACUCCUGCACAGGGAGACGUGCGACUGUCCAUAGAAACAGUCUUCAGGAGACCCCGAGUUCCUGGAGCCCAAUGUCGCCGCUGGAACAAACCACCAGCUCAGUGUAGAGGGGCUGGAUGAUGUGAACAAGAAGAGGAUGAUGGUGUGUGUGUGUGUGUGUACUUUGUUGUGUUCCAGACUGCAGGACACAUUUGGACAAACCGAUGUACAUCAUGAUAAACUGUAAUUUCAUGAGCCAUGGACUUUAUAAACUCAUUAACGAGCCUCCAUGUGUGAAACCGCUGUUUAUUAAUUAAACACCGAAACCACUUCAAUCAGCACCACUGCGCCAGAUGUUGACCUUUCGAUGUGGCCUGUCUGUUAGAUGAUAAAAGCUAUACCUGUUGAAUUCUGGAUCGUGAUUGGUCCAAAGGUGUUGAUUUAUGUUUCUGCACUCCUUCUUACACGAUACCGUUUCUACGCUGUUGGUCAUUGUGAUACAGUGAAGUUUUCUGGAAGGACAUGUUUGUGUUUGUUUAAUGUUUAUGGAAGGAGUCUCCAGUGUCAGAGCUUUGUAACAGUUAGAAAUAAAGCUGUCACUUUAAGUUUUCCAACGCCUUCACGACAGAGUUUACGCUUUACACUUUACAGGUUUCUCUGUAACAGGACGAGGUUUUUUUUCUUUUUUUUGUCAUUUACUUCAAGAGAGGUGGCUGAGAGAAUAACUAUUUUUAUUCUGUCUACAUUCACUGGAUAUGAGCGAUCGCACACUCUGAUUGGCUACUCUACUACUAGGAUAUCAGCUCAUAUACCAUGAGUAGAAAAAAACAAAAUGGUGGCAUAUGUUGCUGAACCAACUGAGGAUGAAAUAAAAACUCUACUUGAAAACAAAACCCAAAAAAACAACAACAAAAAACCCAACAAAAUAUGGAAUGAAAGUAUUUGAUGGUAAGAAUGUAUCUCUUUUGAUCUAAAAAUUUUCAAGAAUUAUUAUUGCAUUUUUCACAAAUUGCUCCUGUCAUUUCGCCGGUUUGUUUACAUUCUAAGUGGAAAUGAUUUUGUCAGACAUUUUGUAUAAAGUUUUUAUUUAUCAAAUUUCAUGAAAAUAAAAAUGCUCUGUUUCUCAAAACCCAGUGAAUGUGGAUAGAAUAAAACAGUUAUUCCACUCAAUCUCGUCGUACAUGGCGUAUAGAUAACUCAGUGCUAUGCGCCUUGUCGGCUAUCAUACAAUUAAUUUAUAGAUUAAUUGUAUGACUCGAUUUCGUGGAAUAACUGUUAAAUAGCUGCUGUAACGUAAGUGAGAACAGGAACUAAUCUUGUUUUGUGGAUGUUCCUCAACAUGAAAUGUAACUGUAAAUGGACAAAAUGUACGUCUUCCUUUAAGGAGUAAAAAUGGUUCGAAAUGUUUGGACUUUUUAUAUCAGGAGAAUGAAUCAGCUUUAGGGGUGGGAACGGUAAUUUCGCUUCAUAUCAGCCUGUCCUUGAUUAUUACCCCACCACCACACCUUUAAAUGUUUUAUUCCUUACUUAUUACAUUUUGACUUUUUGUGGAUGUCUAAAAAAAAAGUGUUGAUUUUGCUCAAGCUUCUUUUCAGUGCAAACUGAGUUCAGACUAAUUAUUUAUAGAUUAAAAAGUAAUUGUAGACUGAUGACUGGUGCUCUACAGUUAUUAAUUGUGUGUGUGUGGUGACUGUGGUUGAUGUGCAUUUCUGUGUUUCUGUCAUUCCUCGCUGCUGAGACCUGAGACUACAUUAAAGUAAAUCUGUCCCUGCAAA